AUGGGUAUUCAAGGGCUUUUGCCGUUGUUGAAAUCAAUCAUGGCACCGAUUCAUAUCAAGGACCUUGAAGGUUGUAUCGUCGCCGUCGAUACAUACUCAUGGCUACACAAAGGCGCUCUAUCUUGUAGCCGCGAGCUCUGCAAAGGAUUACCCACCUCGAGGCAUAUUCAAUAUUGUAUGCAUAGAGUGAAUUUACUUCGCCAUCAUGGAGUGAAGCCUAUUCUUGUCUUCGAUGGAGGUCCGUUACCGAUGAAACUAGAACAAGAGAAUAAGCGUGCUAGGUCCAGGAAGGAAAAUCUUGCACGUGCAUUGGAGCAUGAAGCAAAUGGAAAUUCCUCGGCUGCUUAUGAAUGCUAUUCAAAGGCUGUAGAUAUCUCACCUUCUAUUGCACAUGAGUUGAUACAGGUUCUGAGGCAGGAGAAUGUUGAUUACGUUGUUGCUCCUUACGAAGCGGAUGCACAAAUGACAUUUCUGGCUAUUACUAAGCAAGUUGAUGCAAUUAUCACUGAGGAUUCUGAUCUCAUUCCUUUUGGCUGCCCAAGAAUCAUCUUUAAAAUGGACAAGUUUGGCCAUGGUGUUGAGUUUCAAGCCUCCAAGCUACCCAUAAAUAAGGAGCUCAGUCUUUCUGCAUUUUCAAGCCAGAUGCUUCUCGAGAUGUGCAUAUUGAGUGGCUGUGAUUAUUUGCAGUCACUUCCAGGAAUGGGGCUCAAAAGAGCCCAUUCACUCAUUACAAAGUUCAGAAGUUAUGACAGGGUAAUUAAGCACUUAAAGUACAGCACAGUUUCAGUUCCUCCUCUUUACGAAGAGUCUUUCAAGAAAGCUAUGCUGACGUUCAAGCAUCAACGGGUCUACAACCCAAAAACUGAAGCUAUUAUACACUUGUCUGACAUUUCUGAAGACCUUGGCGAAGAUUCAGAUUUUGAACACAUGUUAUUUGAUUCCUUAACGUCGUUCACAUCGAUGCCACAACAUAUUGCUAAGGGUAUAGCACUGGGCCAGCUUGAUCCAUUCACACAGUUGCCGUUCCAGGCUGAGAGUGUUACUCCUAAAUUGGCUGUUGAUGAUAUUUCCCGUCUCAAAAGUUUCAAACCUGAAACUCUGAAGAAAAAGCUUGAUUUGCCGGUCCAGAAAAAUCUUCUCACCAAGUAUUUCUGCUUUGCAUCUAUUGAGGCAAAAAGAAAAUUCAAGGCUCCUAGGAUAUCACCAAUGUCUCUGACUCCAACUGAUGAGUCUUCAAGCACUCCAGAGGAUAAUGCAACAGAUGUAGAUGCUUCGUCGAGUCAGACAACAGAUAAAUCACCGGUUUACAGCUUGGGUGAGAAUUCAUUUGCUAGCAAAGUUGCAGAGGAAAGAGAGUCACCCGACGACGAUUCACUGGAAAGGAAUCACAAAGACCUUGAUCACAAAUACAUAGAACAGCAAGUGGGGAGGCUGAAGACAGAUAGUUUGAAGGUUGUAGUAAGAAGCAAGUAUUUUAAGCAGAAGCAGGAGGACAAAAUUCUUAAACAGUUGCUCCCAUGUCUCAAUGAUUUCUCUGUGAUUGAUCAGAGAAAGACAGUUAAAACUGCAAUAAACAAUUCAAGCGCGUCUACAAGAGAAGAAAGUCACAGAGCUAUAGCAACAAGUCCAAGUUUCCAUCAUGAGCGAAUCUACAACAAUCAUGAAGAUGCCAAAGAAGCGAGCUCCUCUGACAUGAACGAAGUGGCUGAGAGAACAACAAACAUCAACAAGAUAAACUAUCAGAUUGAUAAAGACAACCAGAACACAUCCGAUGAGAUUCUUCCUGCCUUUGGUACUCCCAAGAAUGUUACGCCCCUCUCUUCCAUUCACUGUAAUAGUUUUCCAGGAGCUGCAACAGGGAAAAGGAAGCUUAAGUCAGAUGAAAACCUUGAGAAGGAAAAUGUGAAUUCCAAGCAUAUGCGCAUAGAUGAAACUGAUCCUGCUGUGACUGCAGAAACAUCAUUUGAAACGGACGAUGCUAAGAAGUUUGGAUCCAACAUUUCACAUAUAGGGCAUUACUCAGAAAUAGCAGAGAAAUCUGUGGAAAGAUUUGUCUCAGCUAUAUCAUCUUUCAGAUAUUCCGGGCCUGGCUCUCGUGCUAGUGGUCUCCGUGCACCUCUCAAAGAUAUCCGCAACACUUUUCCGGUCAAACGGUCAUCUCCUAAACUGGACUUCAACAAGUUUGGUUAUUCAUCCAGCAACCAAAACACCGCGAGAAAGACAAGGCGAUUGUGA
Messenger RNA from Arabis nemorensis, 2235 nucleotides. NCBI's taxonomy places the organism in Eukaryota, Viridiplantae, Streptophyta, Magnoliopsida, Brassicales, Brassicaceae. The record is from the annotation of a GenBank genome assembly.